Molecule: messenger RNA, 1753 nt
Organism: Bubalus bubalis (water buffalo)
Lineage: Eukaryota; Metazoa; Chordata; Mammalia; Artiodactyla; Bovidae
Gene: FNTA
Product: farnesyltransferase, CAAX box, alpha
Exons: 10
Coding region: 34-1242 (402 amino acids)
Biological process (GO): protein geranylgeranylation; protein farnesylation
Cellular component (GO): cytoplasm; protein farnesyltransferase complex; CAAX-protein geranylgeranyltransferase complex
Molecular function (GO): protein farnesyltransferase activity; CAAX-protein geranylgeranyltransferase activity
Source: RefSeq, a predicted model, not a curated record
UCCGUCUCCUCCUCCGCUCUGGGCAGAGCAGUGAUGGCGGCCGCCGACGGGGUCGGGGAGGCCGCGCAGGGCGGGGAUCCCGGUCAGCCGGAGCCACCGCCUCCUCCUCAGCCCCAUCCUCCUCCGCCGCCUCCCCAGCCGCCGCAGGAAGAGGCGGCGGCGGCGUCCCCUAUGGACGACGGGUUCCUGAGCCUGGACUCUCCCACCUAUGUCCUGUACAGGGACAGAGCAGAAUGGGCUGAUAUAGAUCCAGUGCCGCAGAAUGAUGGCCCCAAUCCAGUGGUCCAGAUCAUUUAUAGUGAGAAAUUUCAGGACGUCUAUGAUUAUUUCCGGGCUGUCCUGCAGCGCGACGAGAGAAGUGAGCGGGCUUUUAAAUUAACCAGAGAUGCUAUUGAGUUAAACGCAGCCAACUACACAGUGUGUCACCAGUUGUACAAGUUUGGACAACCACAAGCAGUUAAAUCCCUGCCUUACUGGUUACAUAGAAUACUCACCAGAAACGGGCAUUUCCGAAGAGUUCUCUUAAAGUCACUACAGAAGGAUCUACAUGAGGAAAUGAACUACAUCUCGGCAAUAAUUGAGGAGCAGCCCAAAAACUAUCAAGUUUGGCAUCAUAGGCGAGUGCUGGUGGAAUGGCUGAGAGACCCAUCACAGGAGCUUGAGUUUAUUGCGGAUAUUCUUACUCAGGAUGCAAAGAAUUACCAUGCCUGGCAGCACCGACAGUGGGUUAUUCAGGAAUUUAAACUUUGGGAUAAUGAGCUGCAGUAUGUAGACCAACUUCUCAAAGAGGAUGUGAGAAAUAACUCUGUCUGGAACCAAAGAUAUUUCGUAAUUUCUAACACUACGGGCUACAAUGAUCGUGCUAUAUUGGAGAGAGAAGUCCAGUACACUCUGGAAAUGAUCAAACUAGUCCCACAUAAUGAAAGUGCGUGGAAUUAUUUGAAAGGGAUUUUGCAGGAUCGUGGUCUUUCCAAAUAUCCCAAUCUGUUAAAUCAAUUACUUGACUUACAACCAAGUCACAGCUCUCCCUACCUAAUUGCCUUUCUUGUGGAUAUCUAUGAAGACAUGCUAGAAAACCAAUGUGACAACAAGGAGGACAUUCUUAAUAAAGCGUUAGAGUUAUGUGAAAUCUUAGCUAAAGAAAAGGACACUAUAAGAAAGGAAUAUUGGAGAUAUAUUGGAAGAUCCCUUCAAAGCAAACACAGCACAGAAAGUGACCCACCUACAAACGUACAGCAAUAACACCAUCUCGACGAACUUGAUGGGAUGCUUUUAUUUUUUUAAGAGACUCUAAUGAAGGAGUUAAAAACUAAAGCGAUCAUUCCCUUUGCCAGUGGUGUAGAACAUACAAUGCACAGGUACUGCUUUUUAACAUGAACUAAGUGUGAUGCUCUUUGGGUGCUGCUGCUAUUCAGACUAGUUCCAAGUAACGUGAUUUUUUUUUUAAGCAGAGAAUUUGGGAGAGGGAGAGGAAACAAAAAGUCCCAUAAAGGAACUUUUGUAGUCUUAUCAACAUUUACUCUAACCCUUAGCAUCAGCUCCUCCCUAAGUGGUUUGUGUGUCAGGAUUUGCAGCGUUAAUGUUUGCAGGUAUGUAAAGGAUAUAAGUAACUUACCUUCCGGUUCAGAAAGCAGGGAAUGCAGUUGUUAGAUCAGAGCUGCUCUGCCACACUCACAGCAUCAUGCUCUCACUGUAACCAACUAAUGCCAAAAGAAUGGUUUUGUAAUAAAAUUACAGAUGUAUCUUAAAACAA